UUUCCUCUCCUUCGCAAUAUUGAAACGUAUUGGAGCCGCCUCACCUGAUGGGGAAGGACAACGUUUCCCACAACGACGCCAAGGCCCGACGGAGAUUGGCCUGGGCGGGCGCCGUCGUCCUAAUCGCCACUGCAAUCGCGAUCGCCUCUUCGUCCUCAUUCUCCUCCUCCACAAACGAACUCAGCGACUGGCCCCUAGGACCGGGGAACUACACGGGCUUGGUGGAGGGCUGCUGCUGCGACUAUGAGACGACGGAUUCUGUAAACGAGCUGGUGUUGCAUCCAUUACUCCAGGAGCUUGUCAAAACUCCUUUUUUUCGUUAUUUCAAGGUUAAGUUGUGGUGUGAUUGUCCAUUCUGGCCUGAUGAUGGGAUGUGCCAUCUGCGAGAUUGUUCUGUCUGUGAGUGUCCAGAAAGUGAAUUUCCAGAGCCAUUUAAGAAAUUAUCCAGAGGACGCUUGGUUGAUGAGGCAAUUUGCCAGGAGGGCAAACAACAUGCUGCUGUGGAUAAAACCCUUGAUGAUAAAGUCUUCAAGGGGUGGAUUGAGAUUGAUAAUCCCUGGACAUAUGAUGAUGAAACUGAUAAUUCUGCAAUGACAUUUGUCAAUCUCCAACUAAACCCUGAGAGAUACACUGGCUAUACAGGCACAUCAACUCAAAGGAUAUGGACUUCUGUUUACAAGGAUAAUUGUCCAAAAUAUCCUGAUGAAGAACUGUGUGAUGAGAAGACAGUGAUGUACAAAUUGAUCUCUGGGUUGCAUUCUUCAAUUUCAGUUCAUAUAGCUUCCGAUUAUCUUCUAGAUGUAUCUACCAAUUUGUGGGGGCCAAAUGUUGAGUUGCUUUAUGAUCGAGUAUGGAAACAUCCAGAUCGUGUCAAAAAUUUGUAUUUCAUCUUUCUAUUUGUGAUGAGAGCUGUGACAAAGGCUGCAGAUUAUCUGGAGCAGGCAGAAUACAACACUGGCAAUCCAAUAGAGGAUUUGAAAACUCAAUCAUUGGUGCGACAGCUUGUCUACAAUCCAAAAAUUCAUUCUUCUUACCCUUUACCUUUCAAUGAAGCUAAGCUUUGGCAAGGCACAAACGGGCCUGAGCUAAAGGAGCAGGUUCUGAAACAAUUCAGGAAUAUCAGUGCCAUUAUGAACUGUGUCGCUUGUGAGAAAUGCCGCUUGUGGGGAAAACUUCAAGUCAAUGGUCUAGCAACAGCUCUGAAAGUUCUAUUCUCCGUCAAUGGAAAUAACCCCAAUCAACAUUUGCAGCUACAAAGAAAUGAAGUUAUUGCGCUAUUUAACCUUCUAAAUCGACUCUCAGAAUCCUUAAAGUUUGUUCAUGACAUGAGAGCUUCCAUGGAGAAGAUGGAAAGACAAGGCACUUCCUCUGGAGGCAAAACUACAUGGUUGCAAGAUCAUAAUGUGACCUGAUACUCGGGUGAACAUGGCAUCUCAUACUUUAAAAGUUUUACUUGAUUUUGACAUGAUCAUUGUUUUGAGAGGCAGGGGCAGAGGGAAACAUGACCCAUUAAAUACAUUUUUCUGUGGAUGAUAUCUGCAUGGUUGAGGAAGAGAACCAGUACAUAUGCACUUCCAAGUUGUUUUAGUAGUGAUUUAGAAUCAUCUUAGUUUCCAUGAACUUAAUUGGCCCUCAAUGUUAGUGAGGAUUUGCAUGAUGGCUUCACUACCCCAAAUAAGAGGAUAAGUGCCUAUUUCCACAAAGAAGAGGACUAUGAUCAAUUUAAUUCCGCAAGACAAUAAAAAAAGGAACCUUUUUUGUUUUGACAAUAUUUUUUUAUUUUAGGUUUUUUUUUGGCAUUUCAAUUAUGAACAAGAAGAUAAUAUGUGAGAUUUAUAUU
Messenger RNA from Zingiber officinale, 1840 nucleotides. RefSeq names its product endoplasmic reticulum oxidoreductin-1-like. Gene Ontology annotation, biological process: protein folding in endoplasmic reticulum. Lineage: Eukaryota; Viridiplantae; Streptophyta; Magnoliopsida; Zingiberales; Zingiberaceae. Gene Ontology annotation, cellular component: endoplasmic reticulum; endoplasmic reticulum membrane. The transcript is spliced from 9 exons. Gene Ontology annotation, molecular function: protein-disulfide reductase activity; FAD binding; thiol oxidase activity. The record is from RefSeq and is a predicted model, not a curated record. The coding region runs from base 48 to 1412 and encodes 454 amino acids.